AUGCCUUGCGCUAAUUCAAUAACAGAAACAGGCGAUUUUCUCGUGAAAGGUCUCCACUUUCCUGUAGGAAUUCCACCAUUUUUACCGAAAAUGGGUGCCAGUUUAAGCCACAGCUUGGAGAUUGAAGAGGCAAGAAAGUCUUUCUCCGAACAUGAGAUGCGCAAACUUGUUGGAUCGUUUGAGAAAAUUGCAAGUCACGACGGAGAAAAUCGACAGAUUUUGACAGUGGACCCAUUCCAGAGUUUUACAUCCUGGUUGCUACCUGCACAAGUUAGCCAAAGAUUCUACAAAGAAAUGACCAACAUUCAAAAGAGCCUAGGGCAAGACAUCCCUGAAGAUCAUGUCAGCAUUGACGCCUACAUUGUUACCAUGUCGCACAUGUUCAAAAAGGGGCGUGACCAAAAGGCACAUAUCUUUUAUCUGGUAGCAUCAGACUCAAACACUGUUAAUUCAUCAGAUGUCGCAACGUUGUGCUCCCUAUUUCUUAAUGCCUAUACAAUUGCUCUUGAGAGCACAUCAGUAGGAGCUAAAUGGAAACUCAAGUCAACACCUCAAGACUCUGAGCGUUUUGUCCAAAUGGCAAUGAAGGAAUUAUUAGGAAGCAAAAAGCAGCCAUGUGAAUUGACCACAGAGGAUCUGAUUGCUUGGUUCAGCAGAUUCCCCCUGAUAGAGCAUUUGUUUAGUGCCAUCAUACGAGCUUGUUUUAUCGACUUGGAGAGUAUAGUUGAGGAGCAUCCACAUGGUCUGUCUGAGGGCUGCGAAGAAACCAUAGGACACAUCCAGUAUGAUAGAUCUCACAUCUUGGUGCCUUGCAAACUUCAAGUGGACUUCAGCAAGAUAGACACACUACUGGACCUUCCCUCCAUCCUUGUCCUCAAUCACAAUCUACCCUCAAACCUGAGGCAUUCAUGGAGGCUUCUUUUUUCCACCAAGAAGCAUGGAGAGAGUUUCCACUCAUUCGUGCACAAGAUAACUCAUCAAGGUCCUACGCUGCUGGUCGUACGUGAUGAAGAUGGACAUGUGUUUGGUGGGUUUGCCUCACAGAGCUGGGCUAUCAAAUCACAUUUUGAUGGUGAUAGUCACUGUUUCCUGUUCAGCCUCCAUCCUUCCCUAGCAUUAUACCACCCGACAGGAUACAAUGAGAAUUACAUGUACCUCAACAUGAACAUGCAGACAUUACCCAACGGCCUGGGUAUGGGAGGCCAGUAUGAGUACUUUGGCCUAUGGCUCCAGGACAGCUUUGGUCCAGGGCAUUGCCGGGGUGAUCCCUGCACGACGUAUGGCAACCCUCAGCUAUCAGGGAAGGAGAAGUUCAAGAUAGACGUGUUGGAGGUGUGGGGAGUGGGCGUGCCGCCAGAAGCACAGGCCCGAGAACACAGCGUGCUAGACACGGAGGUGGAGGCCAAAGCAUUCCUGGAAAUCACUGGAAAGGAGAUGCACAGUGAAGGCUACAGGGAACCAGAGCCCAUGAACGAGUAGCACAACAAUGACUUACGAACUGUUAUUUAUAAGUCCCACUUUAAAUAACUUGGAAUUGGAAUUAAGCAUCAGAAAUAAGAAAAGGAAAUAAAUGGGUACAAUGUCAGGGGAAUGGAUUUUAAAACUAUUAAAAUGCAUGGGUUAUGAAAAAAUUAUUAAGAAUUUUUUUUAUUUACACAAUAUAAAUUAGAAUCUAAAUUGUCCCAAGUACUAAAUGCACCAGAAAUCGUGUAAUUUGUUCCUACAUGUUAAACAAAUGUAAGUUUGUUUGAUGUAAGUUUAUCAUUUGUUUUUGAGGUUAUUAUUGCUGUUUUUUUGUAUAUAAAAGUGUUAUAAUAAACAUAAUGGGAAAGUC
Messenger RNA from Nematostella vectensis (starlet sea anemone), 1834 nucleotides. Its product is annotated as MTOR-associated protein MEAK7. Gene Ontology annotation, biological process: TOR signaling. The transcript is spliced from 6 exons. The coding region runs from base 1 to 1479 and encodes 492 amino acids. NCBI's taxonomy places the organism in Eukaryota, Metazoa, Cnidaria, Anthozoa, Actiniaria, Edwardsiidae. The record is from RefSeq and is a predicted model, not a curated record.